Pocillopora meandrina is the source of this 11651-nucleotide messenger RNA. The record is from the annotation of a GenBank genome assembly. NCBI's taxonomy places the organism in Eukaryota, Metazoa, Cnidaria, Anthozoa, Scleractinia, Pocilloporidae.
AUGGCGGAAACAACCGGCAUUUACGCGGAGGAUAUUGUCAAAAAUUCUCAAGGAAUUGUUGGGCUUGUUUUGGAAGAUGCAGAAGAAACAUCUGAUGAAUCGGACAGCGAAGAAGAGGCGCUCAAGAAGGGUCACAUCGUAGUGUGUUGGUACCCUUCAGGGAACGAAGAAACCUUGUCGCUUACUAAGGUAAUUUUUUAUUUAAUCUUUCAGUUCUUCACGUUUUAGUAGAACUUUUGCCGUACUUGAGUGCUAUUUCGCUGUUUUUUUUUCAAUCAUUCUUACCUAAUGAGACCGAUUUUUAAACCUUUUGACGUAAUCGCAAUUGAUACGGCUCCGGCCUUUAGGGAGAUAAUUUCUAAAUUGUAAGUAAAGGCACUUAUCUUUGUAUUGCGAUAUUGUUUUGAAACGUGUUAAAGGAUGAGCUAAAAUAUUAACAACUUCCUCGAUUUACAGAAUAUUUAGAGUUUGCUCCCUUUUUUUCAUGUGCUCCAUACCUUUCGUGAGGAUGAAUUUGUUUAAAAAGUAUUUCCGAUUUGAUAAGGUUAUGCCUGGGUUUUUCCGCCUUGCUUGUCGAACACCUGAACAAAUACAAGGUACUUCAUUUCGAUAUUGCACACCACUCGUUUAAUCGACUUUUUUAAAUUUAUUUUUGGAACAAAACAUAAAAGGCAAACUUUUUUCUUCACUGUGUACAUUAUAAAUCGCCCACACCUUUCCAAAUCGUUACUCUCGUGCCUAAUUUUUUAAAACAUUAUUAACCACUAAAAUUCACACAAUGUAAGCUAUGCAGAUUUACAUGUUUUCUGGUUUAAUAUCUUUUUUUCAACUCUUGUUGUAAAUGUUAAGAGACUUGUUAUUGUAUAGGGUCUUGUUUUUAACAUUAUUAAAUGGUUAGGUCAAUGAAUAAGUGAAAUGAUCAGAAUCUUGCUGACUAUGUUAAAAAUCAGUUUGGUGGCUGAAGGGGAAGAAUUUCUUGGAUUAUAGAGCUCACACUCUGACACUUGUGGGAGGAACUGUUCGUCCAUUAUAGUUAGGUACAGAGGGAGGGUCUGCAUUCAGUUCAAACCUCGUAACCUUUUAUUACUACAUGCAUGAACUAUCAUUAACUGAAAAGGUAUCCUUUUUCAUACCCCUCACCUAGAAAAUGGUUGUGCUUUCAGAUAGCAAUUGUUUUGCACUUCAUUCUCGGAGCAUCAUAAGGAUCAAAAAUAGGGAACUUUACUUUUUCAAGUGUUUAUCUUGUUCACCUUCAUGUGAGCUAUUGCUCCCUUUUGGAUGUGUCAAUGGUAGUUCUCUUAGUUCUUUUUCUGUUUGAAGAAAUUCCUGCCCUUCUGUUUACCUCUAGUCCAAAAAUGGAACAUGUGGCUCUUCAUGUGGGGCAUCCUUGUAUAGCUAAUUACCUUGAAUUGUUUAUUGUUCAUUAUGGAGAUCAAUAAGCUUUGAUAUGUUUUUCAGGUCAAACUAGCAGACAGGUCUCUCCUUCCAGGUGAUGUUGUUAAGUUUUCUGAUGUGCAGAAAGGAACCCAGAAAGGAUUCGUCUGCAAUGUUGAAGUUGUUGCCAGUGUCAAUGUUCUGGUGGCUAACCAGAAUUUUCAUAAUGUGGACUGUAAAGAACUUUCUCCCUUACAGGUAUUUGUAAAAUGUGUCCAAUUAUUAGUUUAAAACACAUGUAUAGGUUGUGUCUUUUGCACAAGGAAAUUGACUCACCCAAUCAAAACUAUCAAAGUUUCCAACACAUAGAUUGAUAAGUGGAGUGCUCUAUGUGGUCCCCACAGGUUGUCUCAUGCUUAUCUUCAGGGUUGUUGGACAACUCCCUUUUUUGUAAUGAUGGUUCUAGGAGCUAAUAAAUUUACCAUACUUUUCUGGGUUAGCUCUGAAAGGUGUAUCAGACCCUGGAGUGUCAGUAAGUGGUGAUUUCCUUCAUGGGAUUCAUCAACAUGAAAACUAAGAAACAAUUUGUCAAGCUAUAGAAAGAUGUUUUUUGUCUUGUCACAAACAUGGGAUAAAGAAAAAAUUCUGAGUCCCCAUGAGGAAUCAAACCUCAGACCUUCAGAUUCAGCACUCUGAUGCUUUACCACAGAGCCACAGAGACUCUAUGGUAAGUGAGGUCUACUAUGAAGUUUAUUUGACUUGUAAGCGUCCUGUAUACUACUAGGAGCAUGGGACAAAUAAAAAACUCUGAGUCUUCAUGAGGAAUUGAAUCUCGGACCAUCAAGCUAUUCUGUCAUAAAACUAAAACCAAAGUAAGUUCAAUAAGAGUGAUGGAAAAUGGAACAGGAAGCCAUUCAGGACUUUAAGUAAAAAAAACAAGUAAACACCCUGAAGAACAAGAAAACAUGGAUGACAAGGUGGCAAGUGGUUUUCUCAUUGUGUCUGAUUGGUCAAGAGGCUUAUACCCUAUUCACACCAGCAAAACAUGUUUUGUGAAACUGGUUUUUACUGAUUGAAAAUCAUAAAUAGAGAACUGAAAAACUUAAUUUUCCAUAGGAUUCAAGUACUUGCUAACUUGCAUUUAUAAUGUGCUGCAUUUAAGUAAAAAAUAUUAGGUUCAGUAGUUUCUAAGAAGAAAAAAAUUAAACUGUGUUUAACAAAACAACUUUAAAACAUGUUUAAGCUUUGGUGUGAAUGGGGUAUUAGUUUAAUAUCCCAGACAAUUACAGGCCAUUCUGGUGCAAAAUCAAUGGAUUUCUUCAGUUAUUCCAUUGGAAGUUACUCUCAAUUGUAUGUACAAAUUAAAAGUAAUGACUGCUCCAUCAGGUACAAAUUUUGAAAUGUACUGUGAUUACCUUUAGUGAAUGCUAGAUCUUACACUUUUUUCUAUGUAGGAGUUUGUUCCUGGAUUACCUGUGAGCCUGGGCCCUUGGCUUGGAAUAGUCACUGAGGUUUAUCGCAAGGUUGUACUAAGAAUCAAGAAUGGCUCCAGGUGCAUUUGUGCUUGCUUUGAAGUAUCUUAUUAGUUAUAUUGCUCUAUGGAGGAGUUGUAAGGCAAAUGAGGAUCCUACAUAUUACCAGCAUCUGUGUGCUUUGAUAGUUUUCAGGAGUGCGCAUGAUAUUUUGUAUAACACAUGUUUGAUACAGUGAAAAUCCAGUUUAAAACAUGCCACUUUUAUAGCUGCUUCCAUUUCAAUUGUACAAUGCAUAUGACAGAUAUUAGUCAAUGUUUUAUUUCUCAGGGUCCAGUACAUCAUGUGCCCUGGUUGUUUGUGGUGUGGAUAAUGUUAUCCAGUGGAUAAAUGUCUAUGGUUAGCACAGUAUGUUUUGUUUACAUUUAUCCACUGGAUAGAGAUUUAACCAUUGGAUAGCCAUAUUCACCCUUUGAUUGACUGGGCCCUGCACAAUGUACAAUAGUGUAAUACAUCUGACUGUUGUAUAGUUUUGGGAAGUAAAAAGUCCACCAACUGCUUAUUUUUCUUCUACAAUACACCAUUGAUAGUGAGUAAACUAUUCAAUUUACAAAUUCAAAAAUUGUGUGUGAAAUACAGGUGCAGUUUGGAAGGAGAGCAGGCUUCAAUGAUUUAUGACACAAGUGAUCAACGUGAUGAGGUAACUCAAUUUCAGUGACCCUAUGCAAACCAUGAUGGUGACAGUGGGAUUGGGGCCAAACAAAAGAUUGACAAGCUGACCAACUGCUCAGCGCAUUUGUGUUAAGAUUUUGCACUUUUCCUAGCACUUCAGUCCAAAACAAUCAAAUGAAAUCUUUAAAAUUUGUGUGAAGAAAAUACAAAUCCAGUUUUUAAAUCUUUUUUUCCAUAGUGUUUCAGUCGUGACUACUUAAGGUCCUUAUUAUUUGUGUAAUGAAAUGAACUCAUGAAGGAUAAUUUGGUUUGGUUUUAAUUUCAAGUAUGCUCUAAUAAUGAUAUUUAAUUUAUUGUGUACCAUAAUUUUUUUUUACAGGGUGCAAUUAAGCUCAUUACAUACAUUUGAUUAAAUGUAGCAGGCUGAGACAAGUGUUGUAGAACUGCUUGUGCAUAGAUUUAAUGGAAACAAAAGAAAAUAUAAUUUAAACCAAAUAAAAAUCACUUACUGGUAGCCUAAGUUCAUUUCAAACUACAACAUCAACACCAUGACUUAAAAAUACUUUAACAUGUAUAAAUAAUUUAUUGUACCAUCAAUAUUACUGUCAGUCAUACAAAUGGACUGGUAAAAGCAAUGUUUGGAGCAUGGAAUAUGACCCUUUGUACUGUCCUAAACAUUGCACUUGUUCUUUGAAAUGUUCAUUCUUCCCUUUCCCUGCUGAUUACUUUGCAUCUUGUUUCAUGUUUUUAGGAUUCCCCUUUCUAUUCUGCAUCAUUUUAUCCGGGCCAGAAGGUUGCUGGUCCUUCACGAGCAUUUAAAGAAGCUAAAUGGCUAUCAGGAGUGAAGCCUGUCAUUCACAAUCAAGCCCAGAUCAAAGGAACUGUGGAGGAGGUCAGCAGAACCAAAACUUUUUCCCGCUCUUAAAAUUUGUCUUCUUCUGGCCCUGGUUGUUUGAAGGUUGGAUAACACUAUCCACUGGAUAAAACUCUAUACGGUGGAUAAUGCUAGACGUUUUGUUAUCACUUAUCCACUGGAUAACGUUAUCCGACCUUUAUACAACUGGGCCCUGUUGGAAAAAUCAGAGCUUUGUAUAAUUUGAAAAAACGUUUGUAGUGUUGUUGUUAAACUUAGAAAACCAUGAACACCUGAAAUGUGUUGGGCAUGUCUUUUCUGUUGUUGCCAAUUACUUAAGGGAUGAGGAUGGUAAGUAAACCACAAAACAACAAACAAAUUGGCAUUAUUUUUUGCAAUUGCAUUAGACACUAAAACAUUUCAGAAACAUGUCUCAUGUUCAUGGUUUUCUGCAAGUAGACCUGUAGUCCAAUUUAAGGGGUGUGAUCUAAUUUUAUUUUAUUUUUAUUAACAUCAGGCAAGUAUUAUUGCGUGUGAUGUAGACUGGCAGAUCUGUGGUGCCUGCCAAAAUAAUUCCCAAGAAGAUGAAUGUCUUAAACCACCUGAUCCCACAGUAACACAGGAACAACUUCACAGGUUAGUGAUCGUUCUGGGCCUAGUUGUGGAAAGGCCGAUUGACACCAACCUAAGGUUAAAUUUUAAUUUGGGUUUCUUUAUUCCUUGGUUCAAAAGCGGUUUUGGGGUAAUUUUUCUUUUCUUCUUUGAGCAUCCAAUCAUCAAAUUGUAGACCAAGGGAAUUAUCCUGAAUUUUCUUUUUAAGCUUUCAGAUCUGAAAUCAGGGUCAUCUUUACCCAGGUCUGUACUGCAAUACACUGCAGUACUAUAUUCCUUCUAGUCUGGGUUUCUUUGUGUACGAGUUAUCUGCUUUGUGAUGUUAGGUAAUUGACUCUGAGGGGAAAUGAGUUGGUCUGAAAUAAGUUAAUCGCCAAUUUUGGAACUAGUUUUGUCUCUUCUCCAAAGAUACCAUGUAUAUAUGUUAAGGGAAUUUACUGUUCCUUCCUUUUCUUUUCUCUUCUUUGGGAUUGGCUGUGGACCAGACGUACCUACAGUCAAUUUCGACUCUUAUCUUGUCAUAAAUUUGUUUUUCAGGCUGCUCGUUGCGAACCGUUUUCGACAUGCAAGCGUUCAGAUUGGGGAUAAAGCAUUCUAUACAUUGAAAGCUCGCGAUCUAAGACUUGCCGCGAGUGGAGGGAACUUUUCAUCCAAACAGGAAAGCUUUGAUGAUGAGAAUACGGAGGGACUUGAGGUGCUCAGCGAGCGUGCGCCUACCAAUCCAGUAUCCGACAGUCAGAUAGACGGGUGUAGUGUACAUAAGCAAGAGACCUCUAAUAGUGGAAAAGCAGAAUUAGGUGAUUCUCAGGAGAGGACAACAACAGGUGCCAGUGCGAGUUUGAGCUCUGGAGGGAGUUCAGGGAGUUUCUAUUCAGCUGAAAGUGAAUCCAAAAACUCUAGUUCAUCGACGUCGGUAACUUCUUUAUGCGACUCCAAUCUUCCUGCGCCCACAGAAACAUCCUCAAUUACGAAAGACCCUUCUGCCUGUCAGGCUUCUGAAACAGGAUUAGCUCAGAGUGGAGCUAAUCAGGUGGAUACGCAUGACGAGCAGCCUCAUACCACCGGCUCUGAUUCCGCAGAAGCAGAUGCAGAUGCAGAUGAAGAUUCGGAUGGUCUUGAAGUUGUUAUACCAAAAGUAAAAGGCGCAAAUAUUGCGGGUGCUCUUAAACAUGACUCUGGUCUGUCCCAUGGGGUACGCUACCCGACUAAGCGAAGGAAGAAGCGUCUAAGAAGGAAGCGGAAAGUAGCUCCACCCUUGCAAGUGAAGGUCGGUGACAAGGUGUGUGUGGAAGUGUCAAAUACUUGUACCACAGUGGAUGUUAUCUGGCAGGAUGGCUCCAAACAGGAAAAGGUGUUAUCCACGGAUUUGAUACCAGUGUUUCACUUAGACGAGCUGGAGUUCUUUCCAGGAGAUUAUGUGUCUGAUAAAAGGGGUCAGUUACGUAUUAAAUCUAAUACGUGUCAUUUCUUGAAGGAAUUCGAAGAUUCAGUUCGGAAUCACUUAAAUCCCUUUAACUAUAUGUACUUUUGGUUAGUUUACAGCUGUACUUUCGACACUCAAUCGAAAACUGCUCUGAUGUAAUGAUCAGUUUUAAUCCUUUGCUAGCCCUUGCGGUGAAAGGCCCACUCAAAUGCACGCAACAUUUCAACAUUGUUGUACCGUGCUGCGAGAUGUUGUGAAAGUGCUCAGUGGCCAAACGCGCGCAACAUUUUGCAACAUUAAAAAAUGUUGCAACAAAAAUUUGACUAUUUUCAGACUUUAUUUAACACCAUCCAACAUCUUGAAACAUGUUGCAGUAUGUUGCUAUAGGGUGGCCUAACGUGUGGAACGCGUUGCGUGCAAAAACGUUGCAAGAUGUUGCAUGCGUUUGGUCGGGCCUUAAAGGACCCCAAACUUACCAUCUCGGCCACCAUGAAAAGAGAGAGUUAUUAAAUUCUAGAGCCUUAAAACGUUACUUAGUUUUUUGGCAUGUGUGGCUCUUUCUUUAAGAUCUUCGCUGAUUCAUUCAGUCGUGCGCGAAUAUUGUGUUUGCUUUUCUUUUCUAAAUAGAGGUUAUGUUAGGUUCUUAUUUUUGAAAGGUAAGGAAACCCCACAUUUGGAAGUAAUUACCAUUCUGCGACAAUGCUAUCUACACAGAGAAUGCAGAUUCGUCAAAGUAUGGUGUCGUACUCACUGCUGACCAUCAGUCACGCUUGUGUUACAUCAAGUGGUUCUCGCGAGAUGGUGAAGAACUGAGUGUGGAACGUGACGUGAGCGUGUACGACAUCACUGAGCAUACGGAUUUCGUGUUCAGCGUAGGAGAUGUUGUGGUGCGCAUGGCAAGGGAUGACUAUGAAAACGAGGGCGAUCAGAAUUCUGACACAACAACUUCAUGUAUAGGUCAGGUAGGGUGACUUUAAGCAAGUUCUUUGGAAGUCAGGUAACAGUUUGUUAAUUUACAGAUCAGCCCCUUUAUCUCAGUUUCUUUAUAUUUCCCAUAUCUUCAGGUCACACGAGUGGACGACGAAGGCAGUGUGUCCAUCCGAUGGGUGGACAGCACGGUCUCCAAAGUUAAACCUCAGGAGCUGUACAAAUUUGAUACCGAGGUAAUGUCAGUUGUUCAGGGUACUUUGUGAAAGUGUGAUAGUUUAACUGAGUAUAUCGUUCUGAUGUCCAUGUUUUCCAUGCUUUGCUGCUCCACGCAUUCUGCCACCGGGCUAAGUGAAGCUUCUGUACUGUUCGUGCCUAGCGUGAUUUAACCCAGGUGGAGUGUUAAAGCAGGAUUUCCAAGCGUUUUGAAGCGUUACUGACAUCUAUUAAUUAAAUGAUUGACCGACGUUUUAGGACGAUGGACAGCUGUCAUCAGAUGGUUCCACCAUGGCAUCAGAUGAUGAAUGGGAGACCACGAGUGGGGAGAGUACUGAAGAAGAUGGGCCUCUUGACAUCAUGGAUCACGUGCCAAGGCACGGCUCCUCAGCUGGUGAGGAGGAGAAUGUCGACGGAGAGGUCCUACAGGAGGCGAACAACAGGAUCAACGAAAUUGUGUCAAAUACAAAUCCUGGUAAAGUAUUUUUGAGCGUUUUACGGAAAAUGAGACUUAGAUAUUUGUCCUUGGUAAUGCACUUUGAAACAUUUUAAAAUGUUUGAUUUUGACAGGCGCCCAUGUAAACUUCUCUGAUUAAUUUCCAUAUUCAUGCCAUUAGACAUUAAUUUUAACAAAUGAUAAUUUUUUUCACUUCACAGCUUUUAUGACUUUCGAAAAUGUUCCUGAAGAGCACAUCUACUUUCAUACCACAUUCCAGGCGCAAAAUCCUGGUCGCUUCUUGUCGUGUCUGCGAAAAGAGAUGGCUCUUCUUAAGUUUUCACUCCCAGCCGGAAUCAUAGUCCGAGGAUACGAGAAUCGUGUGGUGAGUGUCCUUUUAUCAGUGUUAUAGAGAGGGAAGACAGACAGACAGAGAGAGAGAGAGCAGAAAAAACAAAAAAAUUUCUAUGCAUCUCUUUGAUGCUGGUACAUAUUCACGACAUGAAAACAGUGAGUGGGUCAUUAAACUAGACGACUUUUGACGCGGUGUUGCUACAGUGAAGUCAUUUGGCACGAAUCGAGCGGCUUUUUCUAUAAAAAGUGGUCGUAUAUUGCGUCAAACGGUGAGUGAAGGGUUGGAGAGUAACCAAAAAAUCUGCAACAUGCAGUUCUACCUGGCAAUUAGCUGACACAAUAAAUUUUGGGUUGAAAUUGCCUCUUGCAUCAAGUCAUCAGCAAAUAUUGACCAUUCCGUUUAAUAUCAUUACGGUUGUUCCUGUCUCUCUGGGAAUCCUCUACUUUAAGCCAGUCUUACUCGUUACUAAAAAUGCAUUUAUUUUCUCUUAUAUACCUCAUUAUUUUAGUCUUUUCAAAUUUGAAGCUACGUUAGGUUUUUAUGACCAUAUCGAGUUGGUCGUAUUGUAUUAUGCUUAAGAAAUGAUUUGAAUGGAUCUGUUAAUUGUCCAAACUUUCAGCCUUCAUCGUCAGGUUCAAGAUACUCGUGAAUAUAGGUACUCUUUUACUGCAGUUCUGCGUUGAAAUGACCUUUAUCAAGAGCUCUUAAUAAGCCCCUUUUAUUUUUGCACCAGGAUAUUCUGAGGGUCAUGAUUACUGGGCCUGUGGGAACCCCAUACGAACAUGGACUGUUUGUUUUUGAUGUCCGGCUGCCGCCAGAUUACCCUGCCUCUCCCCCUGUGUUCUACUACCUGUCCCAGUGCUCCGGUCGUUUAAAUCCAAACCUUUACGAGGACGGCAAGGUUUGUGUGAGUCUACUGGGAACCUGGGCCGGGCGUGGAAGCGAGGUUUGGACGUCCAAGUCGAACGUGCUUCAAGUUUUGGUAUCAAUACAAGGUAAUGCAUUGCAAUUUUUUGAUGGUGAGUGUUCCUCAUGCUUCAUUCUUGUCGACAUUUCUAUCACAACCAAAAAUUGGCAAUUGUUGCCAAACAACUGGUAGAAAAAUCUUAAAUUUUGCGAAGAGGGGUGAAUUGCAAAGGAUUAGAAUUACGCUCAGGAGGAGUAGGUAGACAUUUUUAAGGACAAAAUCGAUUUUAAUUGUAUUCUGUACAGUUUUUUUUUUUACGAUCAAGCCUUAUUUUAAUGCUAGUUUACUUCCCUCCAGGACUAAUUUUAUGCAGUGAACCAUAUUACAACGAAGCUGGGUAUGAAAAACAGAGAGGAACCGCGCAGGGAUUGGAGAAUAGUCGCCUGUACAAUGAAAUGGUUUUACUGAAACUGGUCCAGUCGAUGGAGAAACUUGUCACAAAACCUCCAAGCGGCUUGGAAAAAGAAAUACUACAGCACUUCGCGCAUCAUGGAGCAAGGUGAGAUAUCAUCAGUUGGUCAGUUAGCAAGUCGGUUAGUCAGGCAUGCAGAUUAAGAGACCGAUGUUAAUAACUCAUCCGUCGGUAGUUGUUUAAUUAGCUCUUAGUUGAUUUACAUAGACAUACUUGUGCGUCCGUCUAUUGGUCAGAGACAGAGACGGAUUGACAGACUAACAGAUGGACAGACAUGCAGGCAAAGGUCGAGGCGGCUGAUACACACAGUAUGUGUACCGAAACUAGCUGUUUUGCUAUAGAUUAAUUCUUGAAGUUGUCGUGGUAAAAGUAAAACCUCUAGCAGAGAUAGCGUGGACUCUCGGAGCAAGAUUCGAGUUAAAUUAGGCCAUGGUCUUCAUUAUCCACUUACAGUCCUAACCGCAGGAGCAAAGUUGUCGGUAAGGUUGGUGACCUGAGUAUUGUCUUUCGAACCUCGACUUAUUCAGCUGGUUUUUGAAUACUUUGACUCAAAGUUCAAGCCGGACAACACUUUUUGUUGGGGAAAUUACUACUCGAAAGAGGGCAUAGUUCGUCUUAGACAUGAGAUGUUGAUAGCUUUGUACCUUGACUGCAACAAGAUAUUUCCGUAAAAAUUUUAGCCAUAAUUAUGACCAUUUCUGUUACCUCUUCACAGAAUGAUACAAAAAUUCAAGCGGUGGAUUGAUCUUUUCCACGAGCAGGAGACAACACUGUCCGAAUGCGAAAAUGGCGACCCUAAGGAUUAUGGUGCGGCUGGUGAACUGAGACAUAUAGAAGAAACCGUCCAUGACGUCAUCGUCGCAGAAGCAACGCGAACUAAGUCUGUACCGGGAUGCGAUAACGAACAGAUGUUGAACGGUCAUUCUUCAGCGGGAGAACUAGAACCAAACGAGGGGCAAGGACAAAAUGAACUUGUAAAGAACUGCGUCGCUGAAAAUGACGUUACGAACGAAGCCAACGACCCCGAGGGUAAAGGGGCGAGUUGUCUAGAUCCAUCUCCCGAAGGCAAAACCUCGAAAACCGAGAACGACGGCGUAUGUCAAGGUGCGACCUCGUGGGAAAAGAUCGGCCCCGAUUAUCCCUUGUUUCCACUCUCUCGCGGAUUUUGUCUGAGUCUCAGGAGAGCGUUGGAAAGUUUCCAGAAGGCUUUGGACAAGGCAGUACUGAAGCCUUAAUAACAAUGACAAAUCAGUGACGCUGUAAAUUAUAAAGCAAAAAAGACAUAUUGUUAUCGAAAAAGGGUUUUAAAAGUUAUUUAUAUUUUUGAAUGCACAAUGCAAGAUUUAUGAAUUCUGGAAAGCUGCUAUGCAGUGGUAUAUUCGUUAUUUUGAGUCCUUGAAAACCUCAAGAAAGUAAAUUGAACAAAUAAAUUGAAAAAUGUCGUAUUUUCCUCAAAGUGACGACCUGCAUUCUUUAUGAGAAGUGCUAUGUAUCACACUUAAAUUUUGUCUCCAUAGCCUUUCCUUUUGUUUGCAAAUCUGCUCUGACCUUUUCUCUUCAGUUGUCUUACACUUCUUGGAAUUACUAUAAACCAAAGUGUUAACGUGAGACAAUCGUAGCUGAUUUUGAACAGGUGAAAAAAAUCUUAUCUCAAAAGCUUAUUGAUUGACGCAGAGUCUUAAUUACUAAACAACAAAGGUAGAGCUAAGAUUACUAAAUAAGAGUGCCUUUCGGUCAACUGUUAUAAAACAGAGACCAAAGUAAUCUCAAUGGCAAAUCUGAACAGAGAAAAACAGUAUAAAAGGUCAAUGAGAAGCCAAAGUAAGAACAUUUAAGCUUCCUUAAACGGAUUGGGUAGGCGAAGAGUAAGUUGCUACUGGUUUUAUUCUUUUAACUAAUUAUUGCGAGGGUGGAGCAAUAUUUCUUGAAUCA